This is a messenger RNA of Symbiodinium natans, 2589 nucleotides long. The record is from the annotation of a GenBank genome assembly. NCBI's taxonomy places the organism in Eukaryota, Dinophyceae, Suessiales, Symbiodiniaceae.
AUGUCCAUUCGGGGCAGCCAGGACCCAAAGGGUCUGUACCAGACCCUGGGAGUGGAAUCCAGUGCCAGUGAAACUGACAUCAGGAAAGCGUACAGGCGGCUGGCCUUGAAAUUCCACCCAGACAAAAACGACAGUGAGGAUGCGACUGCCGAGUUCCAAAAGAUUGCCAGCGCCUAUGAGGUGCUCUCAGACUCAGAGCGUCGUGCCAUGUACGACACUACAGGUUGUGUUGACAGUGAGGAGUUGGAUGACGACGAGGGCUUCCUGCGAGCUGCGAACUUGUUCACGGCUUUUUUUGGUGGUGGAAAUGCGCAGGAUCUGGAUGAGGAGGAGCAGGUUCUCAUCGAUGAGCUCUUGAAGAUGACAGGGAGUUUCGGCUUCAAGGACGCACGUGGCCGACGGCGCAAGGGUCGCCGGAAAAAGGCUGGCGUGUCGAUUGAGGAGGCCUUCAUGGCGGCAAUGACAGGCAUGCAGCCCUUCGAAGCAACCUGCCCAUCAGGGCACACUCUAAAGAGAAAGAAAGCCGAUGGAGGCUAUGAAUGUGACAUAUGCGGCAAAGAUAUUCCUGACGGGAAGCGACUUUUUGAUUGCCGCAAAUGCGACUUCAGCAUGUGCAUUCCGUGCCAUAAGAAGGCAGAAAGCAGCGCGAUGGAGGAGCAGGAGGAAGACACUGAUGCAGAGGUCUUCGAAGCCUUCUGCGAAGCAAAUCUGCAUCCUGAGCGCCAGGGUGGCCGGCUUCGGUUUCGAUGCUCCCUCUGCAAUGAGAUGAUGGAUUCGCAAGCGGAGGCUGCAGUUCACUUGGCGGAACGCCACGCAGCAGAGCUGGAGGCGGUGGGAGAUGAAGUUCGCUCUGAACUUCGAAAUGGCUAUGGGACCUCUUCCUCCGCAGGAGGGAUGGCCGAUGGUUACGAGGCCCUCCUCCUGGGAGCGACGCUGGAGGGCAUGAUGGGCGGAUUCGGUGACUUGCCCCCGCCCAAGGCCGGCUGCAAAACAGGAGUGCUCAAAGCAAGGCAGAUGUGCGCCUUGCUUUCAUGGGUGGAAGCAGAUGGGGUCUGUGAUGAUGCAGGCUAUGGACGCAAGGGGAAAGGCGGCGUGCCUACCGAGCUGACCAAGCCAUGCAUUUGGCUGGGCGGUCUUCCCCGAGACAUCACGGAGAGCGAGGUGGACAGCGUCUGUUGCAGGUAUGGUGCUGUCGCAGACGUCAACAUCAAGCAUUCAGACAGGGACACCUUCGUUUUCGUCACCUACUCGCGCUUGGAACAUGCGCAGGAUGCCAUCCAGGGACUUGACCAAAGCAAGUCCUUUGGAUCUGGUGUCAUCAAGGCGGCUCCGGCGACGCGACGCUUCGAGGGCAAGGGUGCUACGAGUGACAAGCCGCGAGCCUCUGAUCGAUCUGAGCGGCCUGAUCGCUGGGACGAGGCCAGACGAGACGACGAUCGACGUGGUUCCCGCGCUGCUGACGAAGAGCGACGAGAUGGAAAGGGCAGAGACAAGGGAGGGCGUGACAAUCGUGACAGGGACUGGACUUCAAGCGACCGCCGUGAUGGUGACCGUCGUCGCGAAGAUCCAUACCCUAGCCGAGGGGAGAGAGACCGAGACGAUCGCGGCAGAUAUGAUGAUCGUGAUCGAGGUAACAACAAGGCUGCGGACUACUACGAUCGCGGCAAAGACGAAGGAAAGGGCCGAGGCUCUCAACGAGGUUAUGCUUACGAGGACCGCGGUAUCAACGAUGGUGGGCGAGGCUACGAUCGGCGUGACGACUAUGAUCGACGUCGUGCCUACGAGGAUGUGCCGCGAAGAGACGAGCGAGACCGACCGGAGAGGCCGGAGCGGCCGGAGCGGCCGGAGAGGCCGGAGAGGCCGGAGAGGCCGGAGAGGCAGGAGCGGCCAGAGAGGCCGGAGAGGCAGGAGCGGCCGGAGAGGGGGCCGCCUCGAGGUGGCAAAGGUGCCCGUGAUGACGGCAUGCGCUCUAGAGCAGAGCGCACAAGUCAUCGUGGCGACAGUAGGGACGGCCGACAAGGCCGACAGUACCGCGCGGACUUGGGUCGGAGAGAUGAUCGAGGUCUCCGGGAAGAUCCCCCUCGCAGUGCUGGAGGGCGGGAUGCUCGAGAUGUCGGUCCCCGACAUGACAGGGAUCCUGUUCCAGAGCGGCGUGCAGCCUACAGAGCGGCUGGUCCACCCAGGGGGGAUGAUGUUGGUAGACGAGCCUCACGCUCACCUCGCAGAGCCCCAGUCCAAGAUCGUGGAGCCAGCAUUCGGGUGAACAUCUCGCAACUCCCUUACGACAUGGAGGAGACAGAGCUGAAGGACACUGCCUCUGCGUAUGGGAAGGUGCUGGCACUGAGAUUGUUCGGUGAAGCAAAUAAGCCAAAGCGUGGUUGGGUUGAAUAUGCGACCCGGCGAGAAGCUGAAUUUGCUGUUGCCGAACUGGAUGCGAGGUGGAGCCAUCGAGAUAUUUAUUCCAUGGCUGUUGUAUUCUUCAGCUGCCUCUGUAUAGCCGUAUACCUUGACAUGACGAAGUACGUGGCAAGUGGCAGACACCACCACAAGCUUCGGGGGUUGACACGGACGUUUGAUUUGGCUGGAUAA